Molecule: messenger RNA, 2525 nt
Organism: Belonocnema kinseyi
Lineage: Eukaryota; Metazoa; Arthropoda; Insecta; Hymenoptera; Cynipidae
Exons: 3
Coding region: 76-954 (292 amino acids)
Molecular function (GO): sequence-specific DNA binding
Source: RefSeq, a predicted model, not a curated record
AAAACUUGUGUAAUGUCAUAACUCUAUCGUCUUUUUGGCGUAUUUUAUUCAUUUGCGAAUAAAUGUGUAAUUAAAAUGGGUGGUCAUCGAUGUAUAGCUCCGAACUGUAAAUCAGGGUACGACUCAACCCGCUCCAGUGGAGAAAAAAAAGUUUUUUUCUGCGUUCCAAAGAAUGCGGUUGAGAGUUGGCAACAAGCAAUUAAGCGUACCAAAAAAGAUUUAAUUGUUAAACCUGGACACUUGGUGUGUCAAGAUCACUUUUUAAAAGAUCAGAUAAUUUGGAAAAAAGAAGUUUUAGCUCCUGAUGGAUCGGUUAUGGCCUCAGAAUGGUACAAGAAACCUAAAUUGAAACCAGGGGUGCUACCAUCUCAGUUUUCAAAGUGUCCUGAGCCUUGUUCGAAGGCUGCUAAAAAACCUCGUCGUCUACUAAAGCGCGAUUUUGUAACAAAGAAUUCUGAAAUGUCCAAUAAAAAAACAUCAGGGAAACUAAAACAUUCAGAUAUUGUAAAAAUAUUUGAAAAUGAUGCGAAUGAGAAAAGUGCUGCUAAUGUUACCGAAGAUUUCAAAAAGGAAAAAAUAUUUAUAAUCGACGGGAUAUCAGACAUUUUCCCAGUUCAUUUAAACUCGAAUAAGUGCCUGUUUGACUAUUUAUUUAAAUAUGAAAAGAGUGUAUCUUUCCCAUUGGGCUGGAUCCGAAACAUUGUUCAAACUGGUGAACUCAGGGUGGUAGUAUUUACUCAAAUGAUUGUCCGAAGAGAAAAUGGCAGCACGAAUACUAUUUGUGUUAAAAAAGUUGUAGUUGAUGACGAAAUGAAUAUAACAGUAUUUUUAAGUGAUAGAGAGAUUAAAAAGAGUGAAAUUGGAUUAACAGAUAAUCCAAUAUCAUCCAUUAACGAAAUUGAAGGUAUUUUGUCAGUAAUGCACGCUUUGAAAAUCUGCCCGGAUUUUUAUUGAAUUUUAAAGCAAAAAAACAUCCAAACGACCUUCUGUUAUGAAGACGAAGGAAAAUUGCGACAUAUUAUUGUUGCUUUUAUUUGCCUAAGAAUUCCUAAAAAAAUAAAUGUAGUCACUGCACACGUGCGAAAUAUACUUUAAAUCAAAAAAUUAUUCGUCUUAAACGAAAUGAUGACAUAAUACAAAGCUUUAAGUUAAACUCGUUUAAAUGAUAAAAAAAUCUGUGGAAAUUAUUUAAAAAAAAAAAAAAGUAUCUCGAUUUUGGAAGAAGAGGGCCAUAAAUAAUGUUAAUUUGCUACGAAAUUCACUUAAUGACUGCAGAGAAGAAAUAGCUCCAAUAUCUGCAGAUUCCUUAUCUGAAGAGUUGAAUUCUCAUAGAUUGAGCAAAAAUGAAAAAUCAGCAAUGAAGGAAAUACUUUAUGCAGCUAAGAACAGUAACAAUAGUAAGAACAAAAAGUAUUCAGAAGACUGGAUUUUGUGGUGUAUGCUUCUCCACAUGCGUUCAUCAGCAUCUUAUAAUUUCCUGAGAUAAAAUGAAUUUUUGCCGUUGCCUUCGAUUCGAGCAAUUCGAUAUAAGUACAUUUUAAGUCAAAUUUGGCUAAUAACAAGAAUUACUUACCUCUAUUUAUCGCUAAUGAAUACUCGCGAAUUUGAUCCGAAGUUUGCGGAACUUUUAAAUGAUUAUUUUAGCAAGAACCCUAGCUUGUGGCGCCACGGACUUCUUCUACUGGAUGGAAUAGGAGUACUAAAAAGUAUUUAGUUUAAUCCAAAAACAAUUUCAUUCGAAGGUUUGCAGCACUUUGGAGAUGGAAAGCAGCAGAAUAUAAAUGACCAUGCAAAUCAUGCUCUAGUUUUUUAAUUACAACCGUUAAUUUUUUUUACUUCUCCUUUUACUUCAAACGAAACUACUCCUGGUCUGAAGUUAGCACAGAUUGUCAUUCAAGCUAUUAUAUUUAUCGAAAAAACUGGUGCGAUUGUACACCGCGUUAUCUCAGACAGUGCUUGCUGACACGCCACAUUUAAUGAAAAAUGUGAGAAAUCGCAUUAACUUCAUUUAAAAUUAGCGAAUAAGAGUAAACAUUAAGAACGAAUCUAUUUCAAAUCAGGCAGGGCCUAUACUUAGACUCGCAGAAUCUCUCGAAGACGUAAUAUGUUCUUUUAUAGAGGAAAUGAGCCAAUACGUAUUUUUCCGGAUUGCAAGAAAAAAUCUAAAAAGUUACGCACAUUUGAAAUUCGUGGUUUGUUUUUUUAAAAAGCUGAAUUUUGUUAAACAUCUUUUACUUUUAAUCUAAUUGAGACAUUUAUUAUUUUCUUUUUGAUUCUAAUAGCAGCGGUUUUUCAUAAAAUAUUAAAAAUCGAUUUUCAUGAAGAACCGACCUUUGAAUUUUUUCAAUAGUUUUUUGAAAUUGUGCUUUAAUAAUGAAGAGGUCUAAUAAAUUUGAUGCUUGCUGAAUAACUUUUGCAGUCAGGAGAGUUAGUUUUUCUUACAAAUGAACUUUCUACUUUUUCUAUGAACCAAUGACAAAUACGAAAAAAUUUUAAGAUAAAACUUUGCACGAAGAAAUUAAUAA